UGCGACAGCGUGUUGCGUUAGUGGCGAUAGAGUUUAGGUUUUCGCAUCUGUUGUCUCGUGAGUAUUGUCCUUUUGCUAUGCUUGCCAGAGUAGAGUUCAUUGCUUUCGGCUCGGUCUCGAGUGGAGGGUGAGAGAGAGAGAGAGACUCAGGGAGGGAGAGAGAGAGAGAGAGAGAGAUUGAGAGGCACCGGGAGGGAGAGGCCACCUUUGGGAAGAGGAAAGAGGGAAAGAGGGAGAGAGCGAGAGAGAGUGCGGGGAGAAAGAAAGGGAGCUCGCCGAGAGGAGGGCAUGGUUUUUGCACCGUGCAUUUGUAUCGCGCUAGCGAGUGAAGGUCGAACUAGGUCUCCCGUGGACGAGGCAGUAGGGGCUCCGGGGCGGUCUCUGCGGACGACGGGAAGCUGAUUGCACCAUUGAGAUUUGAGUCGAGGGAGGGAGGGAGGUUUGAAGGAAGGAAGGAAGGAAGGAAGGAAGGAAGGAGUCGUGAGGGCUGUGGUCUGUGUGGCCUGGUCGAGAUUAGGAACAGACGACUCUGAAACAUUGUCAUCCGCGAGCAGGACAAGCAUGGCGCGCGUCUAGUUUUUCAUCGGGGAUUUUUGGGUUGCUUCCAGGAUUUGGAGCGUAGGGUUUGCUCGGGGAGAGGAAGAACAGGGGAAGAGUAAGUAUCGCCUGCCUCGAAAGUGCUGACAGCCCGCGGACGUUCGGGAGAGGACCCGGAAGAGGUUUCGCCUCUGAGGGAGAAGAACGUGUGUUUGCUUGCUAAGCGCAACGCCACCGCGGGUCGAAAGACGAGGCGGUACGAAGAGAGAAUGCCAUCAGCGUGGUCAGAGUCUCCGCCAGACUUGGCGGCUGAGCAUGGAUCUGCAAACAACUCAGCUGCUGGCUCGGCUACUCGACCCACAAGGUCGUCGUACGUUCCUCCACACUUGAGGAACCGACCGCAAGGAGCAUCGCCAUCGCCCCCUGCAGAUUUGGGUCCCCAUAGUCCCGGCGCUGGACCGAAACCUACACCUGGUGCUGGCGUUUUGGGUGCCACUGGGGGAUCUCAAGCACCUAGACAGCCGAGUGCCUGGGGCGCAAGAGAGAUUCCUGGUGCAAGCGGCGUGGGUUUAGCAGCAGGUGGGGCUGCCCCGGGGCGGGCUAACAAUCGUGGAGGGGCUUGGCAGGCGGGAGGCGGUGCGAGUGCUGGACCAGGGCAUACUCAAGGAUGGAGUAAUGGAGCCGGCGGAGGAUGGGGUCAAGGCGGUGGCCGAAGUGGUUGGAGCGGAAGAGAUAGGGAGGUGAAUCCCUUCGCAAACGAUGAGGCCGCCGAAGCAAUUUUCGACCAAGAGAACACGGGUAUCAAUUUCGAAGCGUACGAGGAUAUUCCUGUUGAGACGAGCGGGGAGAAUGUGCCACCCCCUGUCAACACUUUUGCAGAGAUAGAUUUGGGCCCUGCAUUGAAUGAGAACAUCAGAAGAUGCAAGUACGUGAGGCCCACGCCCGUGCAAAGGCAUGCGAUCCCAAUCUCUCUUGGAGGAAGAGAUUUGAUGGCCUGCGCCCAGACAGGUUCUGGAAAGACUGCAGCUUUUUGUUUUCCCAUUAUCGCUGGGAUCAUGAGGAGUACCCCUCCUGGGCGCCCACGUGGAGGCCGCAAGGCACUCCCUUUGGCUUUAAUUCUCUCCCCAACUCGGGAGCUCUCCUGUCAGAUUCAUGACGAGGCCAAGAAGUUCUCCUACCAGACAGGUAUUCGAGUUGUUGUUGCUUACGGUGGAGCUCCGGUGCAAAAUCAGCUUCGGGAGAUGGAGAAGGGAGUUGAUAUUCUUGUAGCCACUCCCGGUCGACUGGGAGAUCUUUUAGAGAGGGCGAGAGUCUCUCUUUCGAUGGUGAAGUAUCUCGCUUUGGACGAGGCCGAUCGUAUGUUGGACAUGGGUUUCGAACCCCAAAUCCGAAGGAUUGUUGAGCAGAUGGACAUGCCUACUGCUGGUCAAAGACAGACUAUGCUUUUUAGCGCCACCUUCCCACGGGAAAUUCAGAGGCUCGCCGCGGAUUUUCUGUCAAACUACAUAUUUUUGGCAGUCGGAAGGGUAGGUUCCAGCACAGAUUUGAUUGUGCAAAGAGUUGAGUUCGUCGCUGAUUACGAGAAGAGGAGCAUGCUCAUGGACCUGAUUCAUGCACAAGCCGCGAAUCAGACAACUGGGCAGGCGGCUUUGACUCUGGUCUUUGUUGAGACCAAGAGAGGCGCUGACGCUCUGGAAGAUUGGCUAUGUCGCAUGGGUUUCCCUGCAACAACUAUUCAUGGAGAUAGAUCUCAAACUGAACGUGAACAAGCCUUAAGAUCUUUUCGAACAGGGCAGACCCCUAUCCUUGUAGCAACGGAUGUUGCUGCUCGUGGUCUGGAUAUCCCUCAUGUGGCGCAUGUUGUGAACUUUGAUCUACCUAACGACAUUGACGAUUACGUCCAUCGUAUAGGACGUACUGGAAGAGCAGGAAAGAGUGGUUUAGCCACCGCGUUCUUCAAUGAAAAAGACACUCCUUUAGCCCGGCCACUGUCCGAGCUGAUGACCGAAUCCAACCAAGAAGUGCCCAAUUGGCUCGCGCAAUUGGGCAGUAGGGCAGCCCUGGGUGGCGGUGGCCGUAACCGACGCUCAGGUGGUGGUUCCAGAUUUGGAGGUAGGGACUACCGUAGAGAAGGAGGGGGUGGUGGUGGAAAUAGGGGAGGUGGUGACCGCCAUGGUGGUGGUGGCGGUUAUGGAGGAAAUUCAGGUGGUUAUGGUGGAUACGGAGGCAGCAGUAGUGCCUGGGAUUAGUCUGUAGUAGCAGGAGCUUUAGGCAAAGGAUGGCACGGUUCUGAUUGAGGCAGUAUUAGCACUGCAGCACCUUAAUGACGCUUGACUUGAGGAGUUUUUCAAUUUUUCCUAACCUGUACACCUGUGCAUUAACUUUUGCCAAGUGUGUGGGCUACAUAAUUUUGCCCAGUUUCACACCACCUGCCAUUUCUUUCUGGGUAUGUGGAAUACAGCUCCAUUGUCCCCCCUGGGCUUUUGGGCAUGCCCCUCCCUUGGGUAACCGUCGGCCAUAUGCGAAGGCAGGGAGUUUAGCAUAAAUGAUUCCUCGGCAAACUCCGCCGGGUGUACGAUAGUAGCCGCACCUGGCACAACCUAUUCUUAGUAACUUAACAGCAGAGAUGGGAUCGGCAGUUAGCUGAGUCAGUGGUUACAGCAUCCUCGAACACUACAUUGUGCCAGAGCAGCUGUGGAUGCGGGCCCGUAUAAGAACUUCUAUGCAUGCAACAAGCGUCACAAAGUCCUUUGCCAUAGAGCUCACCAAAGAUGACUCCACGUUGCAUAGAAGCGUUUUGGUUGGGUAUGGUUGACAUCAGCUCGGGAUCAUUGGGCUUGUCUGAGGCAAGGUACCAUGCUGCCUGGAGGGGGACAGUGAUUCUUAUCAGAUGGCUUUUCUUGCUUUAACUUUUGAUUCUGGAAAUGUAUCGGUGAGGAGUGGGCCAGGGCAGCUCUUCCUGGAAGGGAGGCAAUUUAUGACUGAUUUGUACAGUCAACAAAGUCACGGAUCAGGAUGUACAUCAUGAAAUUUUUAGUUUCUUUUACCUAGUGGUCUGAGCUCACUAGUAAUGCUCUGCUACCUGCUUAUGGUUCAGCUCAGGCAACUGCAGAGUUUCUGGUCAUCUGUCUCGGUUCUGACCGUUUUUUGACUCAGAUUCCGAAAGUUCAUGAUCUAUGUUAACUUUUCAAGACUGGCUGCCAGGUGAUUCUUUACGAACGUCCGUCCAUAUCUGAUUGUACUUGGUUGGAUGGUUUGUGAAGAGGAGUAGGAUUCUGCAUCACCUAGUUGCCACCAAUGACACUUAGCAGGAGUUUUAGACAUCCAAGAAUGCCAUCAGGUCUAGAAGGAAUUAUGUAGGCAAAAGUUAGUGAAACUUUAUGUGGUACACUCGUCUGUAAAGACAUUGUGUUCAACAUGAAAUAUCUUGUUGUC
Messenger RNA from Marchantia polymorpha subsp. ruderalis, 3972 nucleotides. The record is from the annotation of a GenBank genome assembly. NCBI's taxonomy places the organism in Eukaryota, Viridiplantae, Streptophyta, Marchantiopsida, Marchantiales, Marchantiaceae.